Messenger RNA from Mycena indigotica, 2661 nucleotides. Its product is annotated as Ku domain-containing protein. Gene Ontology annotation, cellular component: nucleus; Ku70:Ku80 complex. NCBI's taxonomy places the organism in Eukaryota, Fungi, Basidiomycota, Agaricomycetes, Agaricales, Mycenaceae. The transcript has 13 exons. Gene Ontology annotation, biological process: double-strand break repair via nonhomologous end joining; cellular response to gamma radiation; telomere maintenance. Gene Ontology annotation, molecular function: telomeric repeat DNA binding; damaged DNA binding; double-stranded DNA binding. The record is from RefSeq and is a predicted model, not a curated record. Bases 1 to 2661 code for a protein of 886 amino acids.
AUGCCUGCUGAACGAGCAGGGUACACCGUAACUAUGUUCAUCGUCGACGUUGGGCCGUCGAUGAACAAAAUCCGUACUCAUGACGCAGAAGGCAAUGAGCUGCCUCACGAAACAACCUAUCUUCAAUGGGGACUGCAAUUCGUCAAGCUCAAGAUCCAGGAAAUGAUCUUCAAUGGUCGGAAGACAGACCAAUGCGGUGUAAUUCUCCUUGGUUCAGACCGCACGCGAAACACUCUCAACAAGGCUAUGAAAGAGGGAUACGAGCGUAUAGAAGAGUAUAUAAAGAUUGGACAACCGACUCCAGCAACGCUUUCCAAGCUAGAUGCGCUGACAACGACGGAUGAACCGGGGGAUGCUCUCGACGCAUUAAUCGUUGCAAUGGAGACACAAGAGGAAUACCUAGGCAACAAGAAAACUUGGACACGCAAAAUGGUCCUUGUCACGGACGGAGAAAGUCCUAUUGAGGUGGACAGCCAACUGAAACCGACAGUCAAGAAAAUAAAUGCCUAUGGAAUCAGCUUGACUAUCAUUGGUCUAGACUUCGACUCAGACGAUGAAAACUAUCUCUACCGCGAAGAAGACAAAUCCCGGAUAAAGAGUGAGAACGAAGAAUUCUUCAAGGAGUUGGUGGAGAAGCUCGAUGACGGGAUCGUAGGCACUUGUGCAUAUGCUCUUCGUGAAAUUUCACGUCCAGAUGUCAAAAUAACCAAAUCUGUGCUUAUGGGAACGACUCUGCGACUUGGGGACUUCCAAUCCAGACCGGAGGAGGCGAUUCAAGUCAAUAUUCGAACGAGUAAAUGUACAGCAAUGGCACGACCGAAAAGCUUCAAGAAAUUUGCUUUAAGGGAACCCCUUACUGCCGAGCAAAAGGCUUUGCGGGCCCAAAAGAAGGCACAGAUGAAGAAGAAGAAACCAGUCAAAAUGGAGGAGGACGAUUCUGUGACUGAGAGUGAUGACGACGACGAACAGCCUGUUAAGAUGGAGGUCGACGAAGAAGAGCCUCCACCAAAUGGUGUUGCGAAGACGGUCAAAUUCGCCCAGUUGAAGAUGCACACACAAUUCUAUGUCGAUCGACGAGAACGCAAUGAGGAUGACGACACAGAAGUCAAACAAGAGGAAAAAGAGCCUGUUAUCGAAGACGAAGAUGACGAGGGUGGACCCUCCAAAUUACCGGCAUAUCUUGAACAAGUUUCUAAGGAGGAAUUGAUUAAGGGAUUCAAGUACGGAACCACAUACGUGCCAUGUCCCGAUGGUCAAUUUGAGCGUCUUCCAACGAAGAAAGGUAUCGACGUUUGUGGGUUUUUCCCUGCCAAGAAUUUUCGACGCGAACUCUCGAUGGGCGAGGUUCAGUACAUUUGGGGAGAUCCUUCUCAGCCUGAGCAACAAGUCGCCAUCUCUUCUAUUGCCCAAGCAAUGUACGAGAAAAAUGUCAUGGCCAUUGCACGAUGGGUUAGCAAAGACGGUAUGGAUCCCAAAAUGGGUGUCCUCACUCCUGGCAUUGACGACGGUGUCGACUAUCUGCUCUGGUCUCACAUGCCCUUCGCCGAUGACGUGCGCAAAUAUAUGUUUGCCUCCCUCGAUAAACUCGUCUCAAAGAAGGGCGAAAUACUCACGGAGCAUCCGUUCUUACCGACGGAACCACAACUCGAGGCUAUGGAUGACUUUGUUGACGCUAUGGACCUGAUGCAUCACGGAGACAAGGACGAAGAGGGAAACCGUGGCCCCUGGUUUGACACGCGCCUGUCCUACAAUCCUGCUGUCCAUCGCAUUAAACAAGCGCAAUUUCAUGCUGCUGUCGUCUCAGAUAUCAACACCAACCCCGUCCCACCUCCUCAUCCCGAACUCCUAACUUACUUUGACCCGCCGCCGAAGAUGCUCAAACGUGGUCGCGAUGCCAUCGAAAAAUGUAAAGACGAGUUCAAAGUCAAGCAAGUCCCGAAGAAAGUUGCAAAGACUAAAGCAACAGGACAUGCUCAUGCUCACGUAGAGGAGGAUGAGGGUUUCUUACUGGACGCGAAACCCAUGCCAACCAACUCUACUUGGACUUUAUCCCAACCAGUGGCAACUUCAAGUACCAACGUGUCGCCUUCGAAGAAGGGCAAGACUAGGGCCGUUUCCUCAAAUGGUAGUGUGACUGAGGAUGACGAGGAUCUUUUGUCUGGCGUCGCGCCGCGUUCUCGCUCCCCAGCUGCCUCAAUUGCCGAUACUGAUAACGCCACGAGGACCGCAGAGGAAGCAGUUGAUCUAAACAUCGAUCCAGGUCGCGCACCAGGACGUAUUAUUGGCACAACACGUCCAUUAGCAGAUUUCCGUGAGAAUAUCGCCCGCGGCGACGUGGUCAGUAAAGCAGUCGAAGAUCUGUGUGCUGUCAUCGCGGAGGUCGUGGUUAAGCCUUUCGCGAGCAGACGACACGCAGAGUUGGUGGAAUGCAUGCAAGUUUUGCGGGAUACCUGCCUGAAGGAGGACGAAGUGGACGCUUGGAACGAUUUCAUGCGCGAUCUCAAGAAGACACUCACCAAGUCGUCACCUGGGAACAAGGGAUUCUGGGCUGAGAUUCAAAAGGUUGGACGUCCGAUGAGUCUGAUCAGCGACAAAGAGGCAGAGGAGCACGGUGGUUCCUCUGACGUCUCCGAAACUGGUGCCAAAAAGUUCCUCAAUUAA